AUGAACGGGACAGUCCUUAUAACCGGGGCCAACGGCUCUCUAGCCCUUGGCUUCGCCAAAUCGUUCCUAUCGCUCUACCCAAACCAUACACUCAUAGCAACAGUCCGAAACCCAUCACCAGAAAAGGAUCCCAACACCGCCAAACUCGCCCGGCUUAUUUCCAAAUACCCGAAUGCGAACGUCCACAUCGAAGCCCUGGAUCUCAGCAACCUAAAGAACGUUCGUUCCUUCGCAGAGAAACUCUCCACCCGCAUCCAUGCCGGGGAAUUUCCCAGAUUGACCGCUAUAAUCUGCAAUGCUGCCGCGAUUUCUCUAGGUGGAGGUCAGAAAUUCACCCCCGACGGCUACGAGACUACCUUUCAAGUCAGCCACCUAUCGCAUUAUCUCCUGGUUUUGAAACUGCUUGACAGUAUCGAUGUUCACUCAGGACGAAUCGUUAUGCUUGGAUCAAUCACUCAUUAUACUGAGAAGCCGAAUCCUUUUUACUCCUUGGCAACUCACGUCCCUGAUGAUGUCGAAGAACUUGUGAAGCCCGGUCCUGAUCCUCCGUCUUUGGUUUAUGAUCGGGGGUUCCAAAGAUAUGGUUUUGCCAAGCUUGCGAAUGUGACAUUUGCCAAUGACCUUAACAGAAGACUAAAGAAGGAUCCGAAACUUUCGAAUGUGUUCGCAAUGUCUAUGGACCCUGGUGGGCUUCCUUCAUCGAGAGGUCAAGCAGAGCAAAAGUUUUCUCUCAAACUUGUUUUUGCGGUGAUCAACUUCCUUAUGCCGGUGGUUAAGCACUUGACUACUAAUUUCCGGACAACAGAUGAUUCAGGUCGGGACCUUGCUGCUGUUAGCGUUGAUCCGGCGUUUCACGGUCAGUGUGGGUACUUUGAUGGACAGAGAAAGGGGAGUUGUACGACUGCUAGUGAGGAUUUAGAAUGGCAGAAGAGGCUUUGGAGUGCUUGUUGGAGAUGGGCUGGACUUAGUGGUGGAGAAACAGUACUUCAGGAUUGCUCUUAG
Penicillium longicatenatum is the source of this 1002-nucleotide messenger RNA. RefSeq lists its product as uncharacterized. Bases 1 to 1002 code for a protein of 333 amino acids. Gene Ontology annotation, cellular component: lipid droplet; endoplasmic reticulum membrane; mitochondrial outer membrane. Gene Ontology annotation, molecular function: 3-beta-hydroxysteroid 3-dehydrogenase (NADP+) activity. Lineage: Eukaryota; Fungi; Ascomycota; Eurotiomycetes; Eurotiales; Aspergillaceae. The transcript is spliced from 2 exons. The record is from RefSeq and is a predicted model, not a curated record.